GUUCCCCUCCAUUCCGUUGGUGUCUCUUCUCUUGGCCCGCUUUCUUCUUCCUUAACCGCCGCGCCGAAGGCGUAGAGCACCUUCUCUUCUUCUUCCUCCUCUCCUCGCCGGCGGAACAGAAGAAGCACUGCACGACGGCACUGCCCUCCACAGCACGGGCUUGUGGUUGAUUGAUUGAUCGAUCGAUGGCCAUCCAAGAGGAGGGAGAGGGGGCUGGAUCAGCGGAUGCGCCGCUCACUGUCGGAUUGGCGCUCGGCGGUUCCAAAUCCAGCACCUACGUCUUCCGAUGGGCUCUCGCCAAGUUCGCCAACGGCAAGGACAAGCCCGCCCCUAUCUUCAAGCUCAUCCAUGUCCUCACCCCAGUCCUCGCUGUACCUACACCACUGGGGAACUACAUCCCGAUCGAUGAAGUACGCCCCGACAUUGCCGAGGCCUAUGCCAAGGAAGUGCAUGUUCAGGCGCAAGAAAUGCUACUCCCUUACAGAAAAAUGUGUGAUGAGAACAAGGUUGAAGUUGAAGUACUGCUUGUUAAGGGUGAUGAUGUGGCGGAUACCAUUUCCAAUCUUGUCACUCAGUACAAGAUACGGGUCCUCGUCGUCGGUAACCCUACCAGCAGGAGUGCCUUCACUAGGAAGUCCAGUGGAAAUAAGGCAUCAUCCAAGAUUUGCAAGAGUAUCCCCAGCUUUUGCACUACAUAUAUUGUUUCAAAGGAUGGAUUAUCUUCAGUUUAUUCCCCUGGACUAGGAAGUGAAACGUCUUCUUGUAGGAGUUCCGACAGCCAAGCGUUUUCAGGCGAAAUGUCCCUGAGAUCAGAUUUGAGCGACAGUUCAGCACGAACUCUGCUUGGUUUGCUAAGUCUGCCAAGCUCCAACUUGGCAUCAGAGAACCUCAAAAGUAGUUCAUCUGCCGAACGUAAUCGCUCAUUUACUCUAUAUGAUUAUAUCAGUGGAUCUGCAUCAGUAUAUGCUGACAAGGACAGAAGAAUUACCUCAUGCACUGAUAGUGAAAGUUCUAUAUCAAGUAGACUGCGGGCUUCCAACAAGGCGCCAACACAAGGAAGUUCACUGCGGGGAUUAAUGCUUUCAGAAACUAAGGAUGAUGUUAAUAUAGAGCUCGAAAAGCUGAGGCUAGAACUGAGACAUGUACAGGGGGCACACAAACUCGUCCAGGAUGAGUCUGCCGAUGCAUCUCGCCAGGCAAGUUCAGUGGUGGUCGAAUUAGCCGCAAAGCGCGUGGAAGGGAAAGCUCAGUUAAGAGAGAUACAGUCCAGGGUGGAUAAGGCCAAUGAUGAAGUACAGGAAGAGAAGGCCCGUAGAUGUGCCACAGAGGAGGUAGUCACCCAUGUUAAGGAUCUUGUAAGAGCAGAGGUUAUGCAGAAAAAUAGGCUGCUAAUAAAGGCAUCAAAGGUCGCUGAUCAGAAGUCGAGGUUGGAGGAGCUCUUUGUACUUCAUGGCAACUCGUACUCGACGUUCACCUGGGAGGAGAUUGAUAACGCUACAUCAUCAUUCUCAGAAUCACGCAAGAUCGGAGCUGGAUCUAAUGGAACGGUAUACAAGGGCCAUCUCAAUCACUUAGAUGUAGCAAUAAAGGUCCUCCAUUCUGAUGACAGAUCCAGUACCAAGCAUUUCAACCAAGAGCUUGAGGUUCUGGGCAGGAUACGCCACCCACACUUGUUGAUGCUCCUCGGUGCCUGUCCGGACAGGGGCUGCUUGGUGUACGAGUACAUGGAGAAUGGCAGCCUUGCCGACAGGCUGCAAUGCAAAAAUGGCACACCAUCAAUCCCAUGGUUUCACCGCUUCCGCAUUGCCUGGGAAAUUGUGUCAGCCCUUGUGUUCCUGCACAGCACAAAGCCCAACCCAAUCAUCCACCGUGACCUUAAACCUGAAAACGUCCUCCUCGACCGCGAUCUAGUCAGCAAGAUUGGUGAUGUGGGCCUGUCAACACUAGUCCCAUUGAAGGAUUCUUCGUCCAGUGGUACAAUGUACAAGAAAACUGGUCUGGCAGGCACUAUGUUUUACAUAGACCCAGAGUACCACAGGACUGGGCAAGUGUCAGUGAAGUCUGACACGUACGCGCUUGGCAUGGUGAUCCUUCAGCUGCUGACGGCAAGGUCACCAAUUGGAUUACCUGAACUAGUGGAGCGAGCAGUGGAAGAUGACCAGCUUAUGGAUGUGUUGGAUGAGGGCGCAGGGAAUUGGCCCGCAAAAGAAGCACACGAUCUAGCUCAGCUAGGCCUAAGCUGUUUGGAAAUGCGAAGCAAGAACAGGCCUGACCUCAAGAAUAUGGUGUCAGUAGAGCUUGAACGGCUGAAGGGUAUUGCGAUUGUGGCAUCGGGGCCAGUGCAGGUCGUGCCAGGGCUAGGGCCACCCAGCCACUUCUUGUGCCCAAUACUCAAGGUAAGGUGCAAUACAACAAUAAUGGUCAACGUAUGUGUUGUGUUGUGUUCAUCAUACAUAGUUUGUAUGUUCGGUGUAGACGGUGAUGCAGGACCCAUGCAUUGCUGCGGAUGGACACACGUACGAGCGCAACGCAAUUCUGAUGUGGCUGUGCGAGCACGAUGUGUCGCCCGUGACAAAAGCACUGCUGCCUAACAAGACAAUUGUGUCUAACCAGUCUCUUCUGAGUGCGAUAUCAAGCUGGAGGUCCCAGGGGGGAGGCCUUUGAUUGGUAAUUAGUCAGUCUAACUGCACAUAUCAGAGAAGGGUAAUAUCAAUGGUGUAGAGAGUUGUUUCUGUCUGCUUGUCUGUAUGUCUGUCUCUAGGUCCGUGUCAGCUUCUGCAUAAAGUGAAGAAGCAAUUUUGCAUCAUAGGAAUGUCCAGGAUAGGAGGUGAGAUGAGAGAUUCUAAUCACACGGUUGAAAGGUAUCCAUGGGUAGGUCGUCUCAGUUGAGUUUUGCAAUUCGUGCAGUGCCAGGUUAAAAUUCCAAGUCUCUCCUACAAAAACUAGUACAGUGCAACCGGUAAUAGGAUGGUGAUAUUUUGGUUGUUAUGUUGGAUGCUGAGAUUUCAUGGAAACUUUGAUGUGAUUGAGAUGAGAUGAAUGAAAUGUGGAUGUCACACACUUAAGCUAGGACUUUUACAU
This is a messenger RNA of Brachypodium distachyon (stiff brome), 3081 nucleotides long. RefSeq names its product U-box domain-containing protein 35. The record is from RefSeq and is a predicted model, not a curated record. Gene Ontology annotation, molecular function: ubiquitin-protein transferase activity; ATP binding; protein kinase activity. NCBI's taxonomy places the organism in Eukaryota, Viridiplantae, Streptophyta, Magnoliopsida, Poales, Poaceae. The transcript is spliced from 9 exons. Gene Ontology annotation, biological process: protein ubiquitination; protein phosphorylation. The coding region runs from base 186 to 2591 and encodes 801 amino acids.